AUGGACUUGGACGCUAACUUCCCGCCGUUGAAGAACGACCUCUUGCUUCGGGCUGCACGAGGAGAACCGACCGAACGUGCUCCAGUAUGGGUUAUGCGUCAAGCAGGACGUUAUCUUCCUGAAUUCCAAGAAGUCAGAAAAGAUCACGAAUUCUUCGAAGUCUGCCGUACUCCAGAACUUGCGACCGAAGUCACUCUCCAGCCCAUCCGCCGAUACAAAGGUCUACUCGACGCAGCCAUCAUCUUCUCUGAUAUCCUUGUCGUGCCUCAAGCAAUGGGUAUGGAAGUCCUCAUGAAUCCCGGUCCCUUCUUCCCAUCCCCUCUCACAUCACCCUCCGACAUCCCCAAAAUGCUCAAAGAAAAAGUCGAUGUCAACGUUGAUCUGAAAUAUGUUUUCGACGCGAUCUCUCUCACAAGAAAGGAGCUGGGCGGGGAAGUACCCUUGAUCGGAUUCUGUGGUGCGCCUUGGACGCUGUUUGCGUAUAUGAUUGAAGGUGGGGGAGGAAGCAAGAGCUUCACUAAGGCGAAGAAGUGGCUGUAUAUGUAUCCUGAAGAGUCAAAGGAGCUACUUAUGCGUAUUGCGGAUGUCUGUGCCGAUUUCUUGAUCGGUCAAGUCCUUGCUGGCGCUCAGCUUCUGCAAGUAUUCGAUUCCUGGGCCUCCGAACUCUCCCCACAUAUCUACAGAGAGUUCUCCCUCCCCUCCCUAAGGCAUAUCUCGACACGCGUCAGGGCAGCACUCACGUUUCGUUUCCCCCACCUCUUCCCGCCUCCCCAAGCAGGUUGGAAACCCAAAAGUAAAAUACCACUUACACUCUUUGCGAAGGGAGCGAACCAAUCUCUCAGUGUCCUCGCUCUGGAGGCGGGGUAUGACGUCCUCGGAUUAGACUGGUUAGUGGAUCCGAAGGAUGCACGGCAAAUGGUCAAGGUUAGUUUGAGUGAGGGACAUGUUACCGCGUUACAGGGAAACCUCGACCCAGACGUGCUAUAUACAGGCCGAGAGGCAAUCGAGAGGGAAGUGAAACGCAUGUGUCUUGCCUUCCGCUCGGGCGGAGGUGCACUCGCAGCUCCAUACGCAUGGAUCGCGAAUCUUGGACACGGAAUCACACCUGGCGUCGACCCAGAAGAUAUGCGGUUUUUCCUUGAAUGUGUGCAUAAGUAUUCUUCGAAGGGUUACGUUCCGUGA
Fomitiporia mediterranea MF3/22 is the source of this 1182-nucleotide messenger RNA. Its product is annotated as uroporphyrinogen decarboxylase. The record is from RefSeq and is a predicted model, not a curated record. Bases 1 to 1182 code for a protein of 393 amino acids. The transcript is spliced from 4 exons. Gene Ontology annotation, cellular component: cytosol. Gene Ontology annotation, molecular function: uroporphyrinogen decarboxylase activity. Gene Ontology annotation, biological process: heme biosynthetic process. NCBI's taxonomy places the organism in Eukaryota, Fungi, Basidiomycota, Agaricomycetes, Hymenochaetales, Hymenochaetaceae.